UUAAUCUAAUCAUUUGUUCCCUACAGUUGGUGUGGAUAUUUAUGCGCAUAGAUAGAUGGCUUGUUUUCUGUUAACAAUGGAAAAAAGUCUGCUCGGACCAACAGACACAUAAUUAUACUCGCCCUCUUGCCAGGUAGGAUCUCAAUUGAAUUGUUGGCAUACUAUAUAUGUUGUGGAAGAGGAAGAGAAAGAUUUUGGUCCAUUACAGAUAGACAAGAUGGGUUCCUUUGCUACAUGGUUUCGAUAUAUCAUUCACAAAGUUCAAUACUCUGUGUCUCUCAGUUGGAAGAACUAUAAAAUAGGUGAAAUUACAGACAAGCAAGUGAACGAAAAUGUAUUUAAGAAUGUUUUCCAAGGAAAGUUGACAUAUUUGCAUUAUAGCAAAGGGGAAGAGAUGGCACCUACUGUGUCAAGCCAUGGUGGGACUCUGCUUGUUCGAAGAUUACCUACUGUAGAUCCAAAGACAGUGUUUGUUGGUGAUGUGGUUGCAUUGAAGGAUCCUCAGAAUCCAGAUAAUUCCAUUGUCCGGAGAUUAGCUGCAGUAGAAGGAGAAGAAAUGUUGUCAACUGAUGAGAAAGAAGAGCCCUUCUUUCUAGAAAAGGAUCAAUGCUGGGUGAUUUCUGAUAACGAAUCUUUAAGCCCUAAGGUAGCGGAUGCUUGUGAUAGUCGAAUAUUUGGACCAGUGCCUAUGAGUAACAUUUUGGGCAGGGUGAUCUACUGCUUGCGCUCCUCUGUGGACCAUGGUCCAAUAAUAAACAGUUUGUCCCUGUCUGACCAUACAAAAGAAAGUCCUUUUUUUGCAGUGAUGUUGCUAUGCAGAAAGACUCUCCAGUCCUGGCUAUGGAGCUUGAUGUUGAUGAGAUGGCAAGGAACCCCAGGACAUGAAGUUUAUUCAUUGAUAUCAAUCAGAUUAAUCUGUUGACAUAUAUUAUAAAGCAACUGAUUUGUGGGGACAUAGGCAAUUGUUGUCUGUUGGUAUGCAAGAUAAAAACAGAAGUAUGGAAGCUCAUGAUGAUACAUGAUUCUGCUUGGCUACAGUUUUUGGUGAAUGCUGAAAUAAUGAUAUUUUUUCACGUAAAAAGAUUUAUUUCUUAGCUUGCAGCUAUAUUCUAAACCAUUUUGAUCUCCAGAAAAUGAACUGUCAAAAUUCAGUGUUGGUUAAGCCACAAGGAAAUACUGUAUAGUACUGUCUAGGCAAAUGAUAAUAUAUGGUAUAUGGUCAUCAAGCCAUAUUAUCUGAGUUUCUGAGAACAUAAUCAAACUAAGAUGUGAUAAUAAUUGACUCUGUUUGAUGUACAGGUGAGAGUCGAGACACAAUGCUCAAGGAGCACAAUGCUAUUAAUUCCUUUUUAUCUUCUCA
Cryptomeria japonica (Japanese cedar) is the source of this 1360-nucleotide messenger RNA. Its product is annotated as mitochondrial ATP-independent inner membrane protease subunit 2. The transcript has 5 exons. The record is from RefSeq and is a predicted model, not a curated record. Lineage: Eukaryota; Viridiplantae; Streptophyta; Pinopsida; Cupressales; Cupressaceae. Gene Ontology annotation, molecular function: serine-type endopeptidase activity. Bases 218 to 922 code for a protein of 234 amino acids.